AUGUAUCGUCUCUCAAGCAAACAUCGUGCUGUUGGUGUCACACCGGAACAAUAUCCAGUUAUCAACAAAUAUCUAUUACAAGCAAUUAAAGAAUAUUUGAAAGAUAAAGCGACACCUGAAGUAAUGGCAGCAUGGCAAACUGUACUCGAUCUUAUGGCACAAACUUUUAUCAAGCGGGAGAAGGAAUUGUAUGCUCAACUUGGUGAAGAUAAAGGUUUCAUUCCAUUUUCUGUUGUCAAGAAAGAACAAAUUGCAAGUGGACCAACAUAUACUUUCACACUUGUACGUCAAGAUGGUAAAAAAGUCUGGCCUCAUAUUGCUGGACAAUAUAUUACAAUUCGUAUUGAAAAAGAUGGUGUACUCCAUCAUGGACACUAUGUUCCUGUUGAACCAAGUGAUGGCAACACCUAUGCUAUAACUUGUAGACAAGGACAUGAUGAUCAAAAUACCAUUGUCUCGGAAGAAAUUAUUCGCAACCGUGCAGUUGGUAGUACGGUCUUAGUUUCAGCUCCUGCUGGUAGUUUUGGAAUUGUCAAUUCAGCAAAACAUCAUUUAUUUAUUAGUGGUGGUAUUGGUAUUACUUUUCUGAUGGGAAUGAUCAAUGAGUUAAAUAAACAAGGAAAAUCAUCUUCGGUAACCGUAAUUCAAUGUGCACAAACUGACGAUCGCGCUGCCUUUGCUGACAAAUUACGUAAUAUACUUCCAAAAGACCAAUAUUUACUCUUAACGAAAGAACAUCAAAUAUCAAAAAGCCAUCUUCAAGAUAAGUUGAAAUCAGACACUGAUAUCUACAUAUCUGGCUCGGAAGCAUUUAUCGAUGCGGUUGAUCGUAUUCUCGAUGAACUCGGUCAUCCAAGAUCUCAAAUUCAUGUCAAAUCAGUCGAGCCGACUCUUGGCUUAUUAAAAGCUCUCGACCGCAAAAAGUGA
Messenger RNA from Rotaria sp. Silwood2, 927 nucleotides. The record is from the annotation of a GenBank genome assembly. Lineage: Eukaryota; Metazoa; Rotifera; Eurotatoria; Philodinida; Philodinidae.